AUGGAGUCGCCGAUGUCAGUGGCCCUUGGAGAUUGGCUCAUCUCUCGCAGGUGUCUUCUUCAUCUAUGUCUUGUCUCCUUCGUCCUCGAUCUGCUCGGUGAUUCUUCCCAUAUCAGAAUUUCGAUUGGUUCAUUGCGAGGUUUCUCCUCCUUGCCGUGGCUCUUUUGUGUAUUUUCCUUGUGGGUUUUAGUUCUUCCGUUGGGAUUUGGUGGAAUGACUGGUGUCAAUUUGUCCUCUGAUGCGGCUUCUCCGCUCAUGAACGCGCCUCCUCUUAGCGUCCUUCAACUCUUGAUACUCGUGAAUCCGGUCUCUUUGAUUACUUUGUUUGGUGAUGAGUCUUCAUUUCAAGCUUGGUUGGUUAUGGUUUUUGAAGAGGGAAGCGGUUUCGAUGCUCAGUUUAGACUAUUUGGGAUGUUAUCGCGCCUUCAAAUUCUGUUGCUUUCGUCGUUUGGAUGA
Messenger RNA from Arabis nemorensis, 456 nucleotides. Lineage: Eukaryota; Viridiplantae; Streptophyta; Magnoliopsida; Brassicales; Brassicaceae. The record is from the annotation of a GenBank genome assembly.